Molecule: messenger RNA, 1959 nt
Organism: Bubalus bubalis (water buffalo)
Lineage: Eukaryota; Metazoa; Chordata; Mammalia; Artiodactyla; Bovidae
Product: protein GRISEA
Exons: 4
Coding region: 1-780 (259 amino acids)
Source: RefSeq, a predicted model, not a curated record
AUGGGCUGUAAAUACAGAAGCUGGCUUGGAUUAGGGCAGCUGAACUAUGCAAGACCUGAUGUCUCUCACCAAGGUGAAGUUCAAGAAGCUACUAAUACUAUGAAGUCCAGCAUGAAGGCACACGUGUACCACAGUUUAAGGAGACCAUGGCAGGAGUGUGGACAACACAAUACAACCCUCUGGAAUGAGGACUGGCGACCACCUGCGCCGCCCCACUUACCAUCUGCCCCGCGGGGAGGGCCCCCCGGGGUGGCGGAGCCCUCCCUGCUCCCGGGCGGCUCUGGGGGAACUCGGUGUUUGCCUCCAGCCCUUCGCUACCGGAGAGAUCAGGUUCCUCCCCUCCUCCCCCUCCAGCUCCGGCCGCCGCCGCCGCCGCCUCCUUCUUGCAUGACACAGCAGAACCGCAGCUGCCGCAGCAAGUCCCAACCAUCCGCCCAGGAAGCGCCGCAACCGGGACUCGGGAGGGGCGGAGGGGGAACCAGGCAGGGGCCACCGCCGAGGGGGAUGCUUGCCCCCGCUUUGCACCACACACUCUUUUCCCAGCCCAGGGGCAUGGGAACAAAAUCAGGCUCAAGCCGACCAGGCCAAGCCCGUGAGGAAAGCUGGGGGUUCGGCGUCAGAAGGGAUGGGACCAAAGAGAAGGGUGUGAAGGAGACCCCAAUUGAGGCAGGUCAUUGCAGGGGAAGAAGGGGAAGAAGAGGCCGAGAAGUCGAGGGCCAGACUGUGAAGGAGAAUAAAGGAGGUCAAAGAAAGGUCAUAUCGUCGUACCUCACUUCCUGACACAAACAAGUUUUUACUGUUGUCAGCAACAAAGUCCUAAUAUAGCUGCGGAAGAGAAAAACUGCAUUGCAUUUGCCUCCUGCAAGCAUCAUCAACACAGUUAUCGGAGGAAUGUUGAUUCCAGAAAAGCUUUAAAGCUGGUACGAUGGUAAUUAUGUAUCAAAUGCCUGAUUCUAUUUCUGUUAUUAUUGUUUUGUCAUUUCUGAGCCACCCAAGAACUGGCUGAACUCGCAGAGGGACAAGUCCGGUUCUUCCUUUUGCCUCGGUAAAAUUUAAUCAGACCUGAUAGAAAACUCAUUGCUCUAGGGGAAAAUAAAGUAGGAGCCACGAAAUGUCAUUUUAACAGAGCGUGGGUUUUGUGACUGUAGGAAAGGAUUUAAGGACGCUCCUUCUGUUCGGUUUCCUAUGUAAUGAGCAAAGGCUACACGCACGCACAGACGCCACAGCUCCCGGAUGCUGUGGCUCGCUUGUCUGGGCUUCUGCAGCGCCAGGAGCCCCUCCGGGAUGCUGCGAGGGGCUCUCGGUGGGUGGUGGUGGUGGUACGAACGGCUGCGGCCGCCGCCGCCAGUUCUGCCGCUGCUGUUGUUGCUGCUGCAGUCACGUGGGAGGCCCUUUAAGUUUCCAUAGAGAGGCCUCUCCGGUGUCACAUGAUGGACAUGAUAUAAUGAAACAACAUUGUGGAGAGGAAAGCAUUAGGGGAGCCCACGGCUACAAAAACAAGUGAGUGAGAAGAGGUGGGAGGAAGAGAAACUACGCCACCUCCCCUGCAGCCGAGCCGCACGCAGCAGCUCCCCGCGGGAAGUGGGCGACGCCGGCGCGGGGGAAGGGAGACCCGGUGCCCAGCCCCGGCCGGGGGACCCCCGCCGCCCACAGCCAAGAGAACAACUUUAGCCGGCAGCCUCGGCCAGCACUGCACCUGUCUCCGAAGCCUCCAUCGCUCCUCCAGAUGAUCAAAGGGGAAUUCUAGAAGACUGUGCUCUACAAAUAUACAUGCGCAUCGUUUUCCCCCUUGCGUCUCGCUCCGCAGGAAGGAAAGAGAAAGGGAUUAAAGCGGCAGCGUGUGUUCAGCCCCAAGGGUAAAGAGAGUUUGGGACAUUUUACCAUCUGGAGUUUCUCUGUGCCUUGCUGAUGAUCUGAGCUCAAACCUGCCAGAUAAGAAAACCUCCUGUAACAUCUGAG